This is a messenger RNA of Perkinsus marinus ATCC 50983, 594 nucleotides long. RefSeq lists its product as hypothetical. The record is from RefSeq and is a predicted model, not a curated record. The transcript has 6 exons. Gene Ontology annotation, molecular function: hydrolase activity, acting on ester bonds. Lineage: Eukaryota; Perkinsozoa; Perkinsida; Perkinsidae. The coding region runs from base 1 to 594 and encodes 197 amino acids.
AUGGCCGCAGGAUCAGCGUACAGUAUCAUGAUGAUCCUAGCACCAAUUUGUAUGACUUCUGGGAGCAUCUCCUCGGCUGUUAACCUUGAUACGCAACUUGUUCUGGAUGCAUAUAACACUGAGUUGGAUAAGCUAGUCCUAAACGGUGGGUAUGGCAUACAGCUAGUGAAGAAGAUCUACAGCAAAGGUAUAGCUGAGUGGAUAGCAGAAUCCAUGGAGAUGUCGUGUAGUGAUAUCUAUUCUGUGAUUGCUGGUGGUAGAGGACGAGAGGUGCCUAGAACGUACCAGAUAGAUGAUGAAGUCCAUGCGAAAUGGCGUGACCUAGCGACCAAACAAGUGGUGAAGGCCGCUGCAAGGUCAGCUGUUGUACUGCAUGGAAUUGCUGUACAUGCACGAUACUACCACCCUGAGAUCGUUGGUAGCAUAUCUAGAUCGAAUAAGAUACAGCGUCAUGGAGUUCGUGGCAAUUGGAUGCAAGCCCUUGCUAAGAACUUCAUCAUAGCCGCUGUUAUAGUACCAUCCAUUGUGAUAUUCCUCAACUAUCCACAGUUCGUCAAGCGUUUCAUGUCCAAUAAAGACAACAGAUCAGAAUAG